AAGUAAACAGGCAGCGAGGAGUAUUUGUUUUUCCAAUCAGUGCCGGUUUGGAAUACCCAAAGUGUUAACUUGUUUGUGAAACCGUUCGUGAUGUAAACAAUGAAACAAAACCUCCGGCGACGAGUUAAGAUCGAAUCGAUCGGUGCGGGCGAUAAUACGGCCAUGUUUUAAGUGCGGACGGAAAAAAUGCUCGCGCAAAAGUUGUACCCGGACGUGAGCAUGGCUACGUCGGCCAACGCUAUGACUCCGAUGACGCCGACCACGUACUCUAUGAAUUCGAUGUCGUGCGUGCCCAUGGCCCGGAUGAACUGUUCCCCGCAGACCCCGAUGUUCGGGUCUGGAAUGUUAACGGGCGACAUGUCGAAUAACAUGUCGAUGAACCCGCGGAUCCAGCAGCAGGGCAUCAACGAGUCCCCCCAGCUAGGCUACACCGCCAUCGGUUCGCCCAUCACCAACAUGGCAUCUUGUAUGGGCACCACGAUGUCGGGUAUCAAUAACGCGUACCCGCAAAUCGGUCGCGGAGAUCUCGGCGGAGGAGAUACCUCCCCCAACUCCGCUUUGCAGAGGGCCAGAGCGGAUAAAACCUACCGGCGGUCCUACACCCACGCGAAGCCGCCAUAUUCGUACAUCUCGCUGAUCACGAUGGCGAUCCAGAACAGCCCGCAGAAGAUGCUCACGUUGUCCGAGAUCUACCAGUUCAUCAUGGACUUGUUUCCGUUUUACCGCCAGAACCAGCAGCGCUGGCAAAAUUCCAUCAGGCACUCGUUGUCGUUCAACGACUGCUUCGUGAAGGUGCCCCGCACCCCCGACAAGCCGGGAAAGGGCUCCUUCUGGAGCCUCCAUCCGGACUCAGGCAACAUGUUCGAAAACGGCUGCUACCUGCGGCGCCAGAAGCGCUUCAAAGACGAAAAGAAGGAGAUCAUCAGGCAGUCGCAUAAAAGCCCGUCGCACACGAUGGACAACAGCAACAGCUCGGGAAAGAAGACCCCGCUGCACGGCGAAGACAAGGGGCACCAUUUGGAGAAGACGCCCGAGAAUCACCUGAGCUCGAUGAUGAACAUCCACCCGGCGAAGCUCGACGUCGACCAGAUGAACUUACUGCACUCGAACGAUUUGAACAUGCAUCAGCAGCACCACCACCAGAACAUGUCGCACGAGGAGAUCUCGGCGAUGCUGAACCGCAGCAACCACCUGGCGUUGAGUGAGCACCAGGCCAUGUUGCACCACGGCUCGAUGAGCCAUCACCUGAAGCAGGAGCCGGCGGGUUACACUCCCUCGAAUCAUCCGUUCUCGAUAACGAGGCUGCUGCCCAACGAGAGCAAGUCGGACAUCAAGAUGUACGACAUGCAGUACGGAUACAACACGCUGAGUCCCCUUCCGAACGCGAUACAUUCUCACACGUCCCUGGGGAACGACUAUUACAACAGUUCUUCGUUGUAUCACACGGCGACGGGGACCACGAGUUUGUGACAGUAUCCUCUGGCUUAGAAGCGAUCCUUCGUGACCUCGAAUAUUCGAAUCGUUUUGUACAUAGUCUUGGUGGUUUUUCGAAAAUCUCAUUCACCGAUCGAUCUGUACGCUUUUCUGCUAAAGUGGGUUCGCAUUUUAGACGCGUCGUGAUCUACAGCUUCUGUAUCUCCGCUCGAAAGCGAAGCGAGUGUAUAGAAACGAAUGUACAUUCUGUAAUUACGCUGUACAUUUUAAUUUUUAAUGAAUAUAUUGUGAUGUUCCCGAUAUACUUGUCGACGGUCGAAGUAUAAAAAAUAUAUAUAUUAUAAGGAAAUGUACAACCGUGAACUAAAAGUGUUUGUACAUAUUCGUAAAAGAUAUAAAUAAUUUAUGUAAAAUAAUUUUUAUCUUAUAAUAAAUG
Molecule: messenger RNA, 1870 nt
Organism: Cylas formicarius (sweet potato weevil)
Lineage: Eukaryota; Metazoa; Arthropoda; Insecta; Coleoptera; Brentidae
Gene: fkh
Product: protein fork head
Exons: 1
Coding region: 187-1470 (427 amino acids)
Biological process (GO): anatomical structure morphogenesis; regulation of transcription by RNA polymerase II; cell differentiation
Molecular function (GO): DNA-binding transcription factor activity, RNA polymerase II-specific; transcription factor binding; RNA polymerase II cis-regulatory region sequence-specific DNA binding
Source: RefSeq, a predicted model, not a curated record